CUAAAAGUUAAAAGAAAUUGGUAAUUAGAAGUUGUGACUUGUUCAAGUUAGAGUUUAAGCGAGUCAAAGUUAACUCAACUUGUAAUUAGCCACAGACUGCUGAGCUGUCAAAAUGGGUUCAUUAUUCCGUAGCGAGGAGAUGGCGCUCUGUCAGCUCUUCCUACAGAGCGAAGCGGCCUAUGCCUGCGUCUCGGAGCUCGGCGAGCUGGGCCUGGUCCAGUUUCGUGAUCUCAACCCGGACGUGAAUGCAUUCCAACGUAAAUUUGUGAAUGAGGUGCGCCGUUGCGAUGAGAUGGAGCGCAAAUUGCGCUACUUGGAGAAGGAGAUCAAAAAGGAUGGCAUACCCAUGCUGGACACCGGCGAGAGUCCAGAAGCACCGCAGCCACGCGAAAUGAUUGACUUGGAGGCCACCUUUGAGAAACUGGAGAACGAGCUGCGUGAGGUCAAUCAAAAUGCGGAAGCAUUGAAACGCAACUUCCUGGAGCUGACCGAGCUGAAGCAUAUACUGCGCAAGACGCAGGUCUUCUUCGAUGAGCAGGAGGGCGGCCUGAACCACACCACCGAGUCGAUGACGCGCGCCCUCAUCACCGAUGAGGUGCGCACCGCCGGUGCAUCCAUGGGUCCCGUACAGCUUGGACGCUGCGCUUAUGUCACACAACGAAUCCGAAUCCGCAUCAAAUGUGCCACCAACACAUCAAAUGAUCCAACACCAAACAUUAUCGAUGUCGGGCUUAUAUAUUUUGGAGUCUCCCUCUUAAACCCUUUUUUUAUGGAAAAAUCGAUUGAUCGUGAGGAUUAUCUGCCCUGCUUUGUGGCCGGCGUCAUUUUGCGGGAGAAGCUGCCCGCCUUUGAGCGCAUGCUGUGGCGCGCCUGCCGCGGCAACGUAUUUCUGCGCCAGGCCAUGAUUGAGUCGCCUCUGGAAGAUCCCACCAAUGGCGAUCAGGUGUACAAGUCGGUGUUCAUCAUCUUCUUUCAAGGCGAUCAGCUAAAAACGCGCGUGAAGAAGAUCUGCGAGGGCUUCCGCGCAACGCUCUAUCCUUGCCCCGAGGCGCCAGCCGAUCGUCGUGAAAUGGCCAUGGGUGUCAUGACACGCAUUGAGGAUCUGAAUACGGUGCUCGGCCAGACGCAGGAUCAUCGUCAUCGUGUCCUGGUCGCAGCAGCCAAGAAUCUGAAAAACUGGUUCGUCAAGGUGCGCAAAAUUAAGGCCAUUUAUCAUACGCUGAAUCUCUUCAAUCUGGACGUGACUCAGAAGUGUCUGAUUGCUGAAUGUUGGGUGCCGCUGCUCGACAUUGAGACCAUUCAGCUGGCGCUGCGACGUGGCACUGAGCGUUCGGGUUCAUCAGUGCCGCCAAUACUGAAUCGGAUGCAAACCUUCGAGAAUCCGCCCACCUAUAAUCGCACCAAUAAGUUUACCAAAGCCUUUCAGGCGCUAAUCGAUGCAUACGGUGUGGCCAGCUAUCGGGAAAUGAAUCCGGCGCCCUAUACCAUCAUCACCUUUCCAUUUCUGUUCGCGGUCAUGUUUGGCGAUUUGGGCCACGGAGCCAUAAUGGCUCUCUUCGGCCUCUGGAUGAUACGCAAGGAGAAGGGCUUGGCUGCACAGAAAACGGACAAUGAGAUAUGGAACAUUUUCUUUGCCGGUCGCUACAUCAUUUUCCUGAUGGGCGCCUUUUCCAUGUACACGGGCCUCAUCUACAAUGACAUUUUCUCCAAGUCGCUUAACAUAUUCGGCUCGCAUUGGCAUCUGUCGUACAAUAAGUCGACAGUUUGGAACAACAACUUUUUACAGCUGAGUCCAGCUACCAGUGAUUACGAGGGGACACCAUAUCCGUUUGGCUUGGAUCCCAUUUGGCAGGUGGCCACGUCGAAUAAGAUUGUCUUUCAAAAUGCCUACAAAAUGAAGAUCUCCAUUAUAUUCGGGGUGUUGCACAUGAUCUUUGGCGUCAUCAUGAGCUGGCACAAUCAUACAUAUUUCCGCAAUCGCCUGUCGCUGAUCUACGAGUUCAUUCCACAGCUGGUUUUCUUGCUGGUGCUCUUCUUCUACAUGGUGCUGCUUAUGUUUAUCAAAUGGAAUCGUUACGAGGCUACCAACGCAUUUCCCAUGACGGAGGCAUGUGCGCCUUCAAUUCUGAUUACAUUCAUCGAUAUGGUUCUGUUUAAGGAGUCCAAGCCGCCGGGAAAAGACUGCCACGUCUAUAUGUUUUGGGGUCAAUCAUUUUUCCAAACUGUUUUUGUAUUGAUCGCACUCGCCUGUAUUCCGGUCAUGCUGCUAGGCAAGCCCAUCAAGAUUAUGCAGGCGCGUAAGCUGGCCAACGAAGAGGUUCAGCCCAUAACUGGCGGCUCAUCUGAUGCUGAAGUCGGCGGCAUGCCGAAUGGUGGGGGCGGCGGACACCAUGACGAGGAGGAGAUGUCAGAGAUAUUCAUACACCAGGGUAUACACACGAUUGAAUAUGUACUGGGCUCCGUAUCCCACACUGCAUCGUAUUUGCGUUUGUGGGCUCUCUCCUUGGCUCAUGCCCAACUUGCCGAGGUCUUGUGGACAAUGGUGUUGUCUCUGGGCUUAAACAAGGAGGGCUGGCUCGGCGGCAUCUUUUUGACCGUUGUGUUCGCCUUCUGGGCUGUUUUGACCGUGGGCAUUUUAGUUUUAAUGGAGGGUCUUUCCGCAUUUCUACAUACGCUGCGUCUACACUGGGUGGAGUUCCAGAGCAAGUUCUAUAUGGGUCAGGGCUAUGCCUUUGCGCCCUUUUCGUUUGAUAGCAUCAUUGAAAAUGGUAGCGCAGCCGCCGGAGAAACCGAAUAGACGGUCGACGAGAUAUGAACAACAACCAAAGCAUGUAGAGAGUCUCAUCGCUUAUGCAGUUAAAUAAGUACAUAUAAUAUGCCAAUCUAAUGGAAUUUAAUAGAAAUCUGCUUAUUAAUCGUUCUAUUUAUAUAAUUAAUAAUCGUGAAUUUAUGCAACGUAUAGCCCUAUUACAUUGUCUAACGUUCUUCAUAGUC
Messenger RNA from Drosophila virilis, 2994 nucleotides. NCBI's taxonomy places the organism in Eukaryota, Metazoa, Arthropoda, Insecta, Diptera, Drosophilidae. The record is from RefSeq and is a predicted model, not a curated record.